Molecule: messenger RNA, 291 nt
Organism: Linderina pennispora
Lineage: Eukaryota; Fungi; Kickxellomycota; Kickxellomycetes; Kickxellales; Kickxellaceae
Exons: 2
Molecular function (GO): protein binding
Source: RefSeq, a predicted model, not a curated record
GCAGUGCAGUUCAUCCAUGCAGUGCUAGGAAUAGAGCUUGACGCUGCGGCAUUGAACGACAGCUUGCGAGACGGCGUCGUGCUAUGCCAGCUCAUCAAUGCGCUAUGCCCCGGUGUUGUCAAGCGCAUCAACACAAAGAGCCUGCCGUUCGCACAGAUGGAAAACAUCAGCAACUUUUUGGAGGCGGCUGGCAAGCUGGGCUUACAAAGCACAGACCUGUUCCAGACCGUGGACCUAUACGAGGCCAAAAACAUGCCGCGGGUCAUCAUGACGCUGUUGACCAUUGCGCGC